AUGGAAAGUCCAGAACAAGGAGAAGGAAGCCGACAAGUAGCUUUGAGAUCAAAAGUUCAGGACAGUAAAAAGGUUAAAAAUAUGUCAAUUAUACAUUCAAAAUUUGAUUUUUUGGAUAGGCCCUGGUGGAAGCCCUCUUAUGAUGAACGCGAUGCUAAUUAUUUUAUCUUAAAUGCCAAGCGCUACCAACAUGCCAUAUUAUUAGCCAUUGACGAAAGCGACACGCUCUUUUGGAAGGGAUAUAUUGACCUUCAUCAUGAACAUUAUCUGCUCGAAUGUAUUUCUGUAGAAAGUAAUGUUGACCUUACUAUCGACUUUAUACGACAGGCUCUAAAAAAACCCGGGAUUCUUAAAUUAUUUUUGAGCUGGCUAUGCAGAAAAAUUUUUGCAUCUUGUUUCAUACUCGAAAGAUCUUUUCGUAUGAAUAGGAAAGUGAAAAACAUCCACGAUGCCAUUAAUGAUAUUUUCCCAUCAAUCUUCUUUUCUGAUCUUCCAAUUGAUCGGUUUACACCUUCGUUUGCACAGCAGCUGCAUCGACAAAUUGGAAAUGAAUUGAUUAGUAACGCGGGUCAAUAUAGAACGUGGUACGUUAUGGCUGCGCAAGACAACUAUGUAUAUAUGGCACCGGAUUUGAUCGAAGAUAAAAUGAAUGAGUUAUUCUGUCAAUGUAGAGAGAAAUUUGGAAGGACAGACUUGCAGUUGGAGGAGGCUAUUAAAUAUGGGGCGUGUUUUUUUGCCUAUUUCUUGAUGAUUCACCCUUUUAUAAAUGGAAAUGGAAGAGUAGCGAGAUUGCUUUUAAGUUACCUCUUAUCAAAAUUCACUGUGUUACCUCUUUCUUUAUAUACAGGAUCUAAAACACGAGAUAUGUAUUUACAAUGUCUUCGUGAAGCACAGUAUCAUGAUCCAUUUAAUCCCAGUGCACUUGCAACCUUUAUACUUGAAUGUGUAUACAAAACAUCUUAUAACAUAUGUGUAGUGAUGGAUAUAGAUAUUCAAAAUUAA
Messenger RNA from Dentiscutata erythropus, 1002 nucleotides. Lineage: Eukaryota; Fungi; Glomeromycota; Glomeromycetes; Diversisporales; Gigasporaceae. The record is from the annotation of a GenBank genome assembly.